Tupaia belangeri chinensis (Chinese tree shrew) is the source of this 858-nucleotide messenger RNA. RefSeq lists its product as uncharacterized. Bases 1 to 690 code for a protein of 229 amino acids. The record is from RefSeq and is a predicted model, not a curated record. The transcript has 3 exons. Lineage: Eukaryota; Metazoa; Chordata; Mammalia; Scandentia; Tupaiidae.
AUGCCCUUUCUUUCAAGGUGUGUGGAAGCCCACAGAGCACAAGCCCAAGAGUUGGCCACUGCCGCCCUGGCACGGGAGGCGGCUUUGGCAGGCCGGGCAUAUCCAUCUUCAUCUGAUGUCAGGAAGCGUGGGGUGGCGCGUUCUCUCCCCGGGACGCGACGCUUUGCUGUGUGCUUUCGGCAGUCCGAGGUGGGCCUCAGGCCCAGGUGGCUGUGGCGCAGAUCUGGAGUGCUCCCUGUUCCACCACGCUGUCCUGGGGGUCCCCCAGGCGUCCCCACUCGGCGCUCAAAGCCUGGGAGGGUGGAGGUGGGAGCCACAGGGCGCAGGCGCAGCGCGGCACCGGCGCAGGCGGGGAGGACCACCAGGCCCAGGAGGCCGGGUGGGAGACUGAGGCCACGGGCCAGGCCCGGGACGGGGGGCCUCUCUGUGGCCAGGUGCAGCCCCCCAGGUGGACCUCGUCAAGCUGUGCAAGGUGAGGCUGAGUGGACGCAGGUGGGAGAGGCCCUGCGGGGACGCGCUCUGCAGACCCUCGGAGCAGCCUGGGGGACUCAGGCCCUCGGGUCCCGCCGCAUCGCUGGGCAGGGAGAGGAGCUGGGCCAGAAGCUGCCCAGCCGGACUCAGAUUUGGCCUAAACAGGCUGUCUCGCUUCACGGUCACACACUAUAUGCCAAAAACACAGCGAAUAAAUAAGAAAAUGCAAAAUCUCUCAGAAAAGCUGAAGAUGUCAAGCCAGGAGAUGUUGUGGUGUGUGGCAUGCAUCAUGCGGGAGUAUCACUACGGUGUGUGUCCUAAUUUCAAAGGGUGGCUGAUUUUCUUUACAUAGACGACAGUGUCCCUUACAUUCUUACAGGCCUUGCG